AUGUGCUUACUUCUGUUCAUUUGCCUAUAUUUUGCAAGAGGUAUAUAUUGUUUGAAAACGUUGAAUGGUUUAUCGAGAGAUAUUAAUAAUAGUAUAUAUUUAAGAAAUAAUGUGCAUAAGAAAAAGAGGCUAGUUGAUUGCAAUUUAUGUAUGUUGAAGCAUAAGUUCCGUUUAUCUUUUUGGAAGAAAAGAUACGAUGAAAGGCCUAUUGAGGAAAAGCUAGAAGUAAUACCAGUUUUUUUGAUAACAAAUUAUAAUAGUUCACCAUAUAUAUUUCAAGAGAAUGAGAAACAAGUGUGUUAUAUGUUUCUGUGUCCAUAUGAUGCUGAAAAUAUGUUGAAUGAUAUGAUAAAAUAUAAUGGUAUGAAAUAUAAUGGUAAUAUAAAAAUUCAUAACAUAACAAUGAAGAAGGCUUAUGAAUUAAUGAAGGAAUUUUUACAACUAGAAAAAAUGGAAGUAAAUAAAGAAGAUUCAAAAAAAAAACAAAAUAUUUAUUGGAAGCUUAUAUCAUCAAAAAGACAACUACAAAAUGCUUUAUAUUAUUUAUCUUUUACAAAGAAAAGUGAAUUAAUGUAUCCUGUUUUUUAUGCAGAAAAUUUAUAUAUUCAAAAGGAUGGAUCAAAUAUCAUUCCUUUAUUUUUUGACCUUGAAGAUUUAAAAGAGGCUAUUGAGGAACAAAAGAAUAAAGCCUUAUCUAAAGUGGACUACAAAAUUAAGGUACUCAAUAUGGUGGAUUUAAUAUUUACGGAGGAUCAUAAAAAAUUUGGAUUUGUACCCAGUACACAAAGUGUGAAGUACCUAGAUAAAUUGAAUAUUGGAACAAAAAAAACAUACUUUUAA
This is a messenger RNA of Plasmodium falciparum 3D7, 840 nucleotides long. It is a transcript of the gene TIC22, whose product is annotated as apicoplast TIC22 protein. Gene Ontology annotation, biological process: protein transport. Lineage: Eukaryota; Apicomplexa; Aconoidasida; Haemosporida; Plasmodiidae. Gene Ontology annotation, cellular component: chloroplast. The record is from RefSeq and is a predicted model, not a curated record.